AUGACUUCACAGCGGCCCUAUUCCACAGAUGACUUCGGCAUAUACUAUGUCCUUGCCGAGUGUGCAGAUCACUGUGGCGCCUGUCCGGUUAACAGGGCUGACGAGAACCAGCCCCAUUUUCAGGGUGUGACUGGCCUGCGGAACCUGGGCAACACGUGCUACAUGAAUGCCAUCUUACAGUGUCUGUGCAGCAUCUCGCCGCUGGUGGAAUACUUUCUCUCCGGAAAGUACAUCACCGCUCUUCAAAAGGACUGCAGUAAGGUGGCCACCGCUUUUGCCUACGUGAUGACAGACAUGUGGCUUGGAGACUCAGACUGUGUGUCACCAGAAAUAUUUCGGUCAGCUCUUGGCAACCUCUACCCAGCGUUUAUGAAAAAGACACAACAGGAUGCUCAGGAAUUCUUGAUUUAUGUCCUGAAUGAACUUCAUGAAUCUCUGAAAAAGUGCCACCGAAGAAGAUCCUGUGAGAAACGGCCUAUCCCCAGAUGCUGCAGGAAGACAGUUGCCAGUGAGUCCUCCAUUGUCACCCGGCUGUUUGAGGGGCAGCUCAAUUACAGCAUCAUGUGUUUGAAGUGUGAGAACUGCACCUACAGGAAUGAAGUCUUCACGGUCCUCCCCCUCCCCAUCCCAUCAGAAUGCAAGUGCUCUCUCCAGGACUGUCUCCAGUGUUUUUUCCAACAAGACACACUGACCUGGAACAACCAGAUUCACUGUUCCUUCUGUGAAACUAAGCAAGAAGCGGCUGUGAGGGCCAGUAUUUCCAAAGCACCCAAAAUAAUGAUCUUUCACUUAAAAAGGUUUGACAUUCUGGGUACAAUGAAAAGGAAGCUGAGAACAGAUAUUCAUUACCCACUCACUAACUUGGACCUUACUCCUUACAUUUGUCCAGUUUUCCGGAAACAUCCUAAAUAUAACCUCUGUGCAGUGGUGAACCACUUUGGUGAUCUGGAUGGUGGCCACUACACUGCUUUCUGCAAGAACUCAGUGACCCAAGCCUGGUUUAGCUUUGAUGAUACACGAGUCAGUGAGAUUCCUGAUACUUCAGUUCAAACUGCUACAGCAUAUCUCCUGUUCUAUAGCUGCCAGCCCUUUUCUAUACCUAUAGAAAAAUGCAAGAGCUAGGAAAAUGGUGUUUCCUGAAAGUUGCAGAACAAGCAAUCAGACACUGGUACUUAAGUUUUGCCUUGUUAUUAAAUUCUUGCAACUUACUUUCAUCACUGACAUUUUUCUUUCUGGCAUAUUAUGCAACCUUAUAUAAGGUAAGUCUAUAGCCAAGAAAGAUAUAUAUUAUCUCUCCAACAAAUUAUUUUCCAAAGACACUUAAUGGAACAAAAAUAACUUUUGUUCUAGUGGCUCUGUGAACUUAAGAAUGUGAUUGGCAGAUAUUUAAUUGAUCAGAUAAUGUAGCCAAAAAACCGAUGUCUCUUAGACUAACUGCUGAGCAUGAAAAGCUGUCAACUUCACAAUUCAAAACUCAAUUUUUUCAUCAUCUCCUUGGGAGUCCACUGCUUUCAGAAGCACCUUUAGAAUCUUUUUAUAUGGAGUGUUUUAACUGACUUCAUGCAUAGCAACAGUCCCUGAGGUAAUUCACUUUGCAGUCAUGCCUGACUUCUACUCCUCUUGAUAGAAUGAGUCUGGGUAUUAUAUUUUACUAUGACUCCCAACUCUGAGAAUCAUAAGUGCUAUAUACAGUUCUGGGUCAAGUUGAAGAGUGGAAUUGAGUCCUGAUGCUAACAGGGUAAGUGAACUAAAUUUUAAGUCAAUAUAGUGAGAUAAAGAGUGUGUGUAUGUAUAAAAUUUAUAGUUCUGCUGUCCUAUAUUUGAUAAUACAAAAU
This is a messenger RNA of Miniopterus natalensis, 1835 nucleotides long. RefSeq names its product ubiquitin specific peptidase 50 (gene USP50). Gene Ontology annotation, biological process: protein deubiquitination. NCBI's taxonomy places the organism in Eukaryota, Metazoa, Chordata, Mammalia, Chiroptera, Miniopteridae. Gene Ontology annotation, molecular function: cysteine-type deubiquitinase activity. The record is from RefSeq and is a predicted model, not a curated record.